This is a messenger RNA of Knipowitschia caucasica, 666 nucleotides long. NCBI's taxonomy places the organism in Eukaryota, Metazoa, Chordata, Actinopteri, Gobiiformes, Gobiidae. The record is from the annotation of a GenBank genome assembly.
AUGCGUCAGAUUGUAAAGUGGGAAGAGAAGAAGAGAGCACCGGCCAAUCCAGACGCAGGAAGCUCGGCAAACCGGCCAAUCCAGACGCAGGAAGCUCGGCAAACCGGCCAAUCCAGACGCAGGCAGCUCGGCAAACCGGCCAAUCCAAACGCAGGAAGCUCGGCAAACCGGCCAAUCCAGACGCAGGCAGCUCGGCAAUCCGGCCAAUCCAGACGCAGGCAGCUCGGCAAUCCGGCCAAUCCAGACGCAGGAAGCUCGGCAAACCGGCCAAUCCAGGCGCAGGAAGCUCGGCAAACCGGCCAAUCCAGACGCAGGAAGCUCGGCAAACCGGCCAAUCCAGACGCAGGAAGCUCGGAAAACCGGCCAAUCACCAUCCAAUACUCUUCUGUGAGAGGAUUCUUGGCCGGACUUGACCCGGGCCGGUCCAGUCUGAGGAGAGUUGGCCGAGGCUGGAGGAGGUUCUCAGACGCAGGUAGGACCUUGGUGUGUUCAGUCCUAGCCCCGGUCCUGGCCCCGCCCCCCGGCUGCUUUGGUCCUUCUCACUGUCUGUGUGGAAAUGUUUUUGAUUACAUCUGCUGCAGUCGGAGCAGAGACGUCUCCAGACUUUCUCAGUGUUUGUGGAGCUCAGAGAUGAAAGGCGUGUGUGCCAAACUCGAGACAGAGUAA